Messenger RNA from Capra hircus (goat), 1543 nucleotides. It is a transcript of the gene CAMLG, whose product is annotated as calcium modulating ligand. Bases 238 to 1125 code for a protein of 295 amino acids. The transcript is spliced from 4 exons. Gene Ontology annotation, biological process: tail-anchored membrane protein insertion into ER membrane. The record is from RefSeq and is a predicted model, not a curated record. Gene Ontology annotation, cellular component: GET complex. NCBI's taxonomy places the organism in Eukaryota, Metazoa, Chordata, Mammalia, Artiodactyla, Bovidae.
AGCCCAGGUGGGAGGAAUUAGAGCGGCCUAGGAUGCCCUUACUCAAGAUGGCGGCGCAAAGCUCGCGCUUGGUCCCGACAGGCGGCGCGCCCGUUUACGCUGCAUGUGCGGCCCUGCGCUCUGGGGGGCGGGUCCACAGCGGUAGGGGCACGCGCGGCCUGCGGCCCAGUCUGAAGUCUGGGGCGCCGCGGCUGCCGCUCACGUCAUCGUCACCACUCCUGGACAGUGGAGGGGAAGAUGGAGCCGGCCGCCGUCGCUACCGACAGCGGGGACCGGCCGGGGGCCCCGGUUGGUUCAGGCUUGUCGGCUUCCCAGCGUCGGGCGGAGCUGCGGCGGAGAAAGCUGCUCAUGAACUCGGAACAGCGCAUCAACCGAAUCAUGGGCUUUCAUAGGCCUGGGAGCAGCGCGGAAGAAGAAAGUCAAACAAAAUCAAAACAGCAGGACAGUGAUAAACUGAACUCCCUCACCAUUCCUUCGGUUUCAAAGCGAGUAGUGCUGGGUGAUUCAGUCAGUACAGGACCGACUGACCACAGUGGAGUGGCCGAGGUAAAGGGAACUCAGCUGGGAGACAAACUGGACUCUUUCAUUAGCCCUUCUGAGUGCAGUAAUGAUAUAAGCCUUGAGCUCCGGCAGCGGAACAGAGGGGACCUGACAGCCGACUCUGUCCAGAGGGGUUCUCACCACGGCCUGGAACAGUACCUCUCCAGAUUUGAAGAAGCAAUGAAGCUAAGGAAACAGCUGAUUAGUGAAAAGCCCAGUCAAGAAGAUGGAAAUACAACAGAAGAAUUUGACUCUUUUCGAAUAUUUAGAUUGGUGGGCUGUGCUCUUCUUGCCUUUGGAGUUAGAGCUUUUGUCUGCAAAUAUUUGUCCAUAUUUGCUCCAUUUCUUACUUUACAACUUGCAUACAUGGGACUAUACAAAUAUUUUCCCAAGAGUGAAAAGAAGAUAAAGACAACAGUACUAACAGCUGCACUUCUAUUAUCUGGAAUUCCUGCUGAAGUGAUAAAUCGAUCAAUGGAUACUUACAGCAAAAUGGGCGAAGUUUUCACAGAUCUCUGUGUCUACUUUUUUACUUUUAUCUUUUGUCAUGAACUGCUUGAUUAUUGGGGCUCUGAGGUACCAUGACGCCUGCAGAACUCAGCAAGAAAAGCUUACAAAAAAUAAUUUCUAUAUUACAGUGUCUUUAAAGGAAGAAUAUUGGUUUACACCUUCAUGUAAUUCUUUUACUUUUUGGAUUUGUAAGACCACUUGAUUAGGAAUGGAGUGACUGGUUACCUGACUAGAAAGGAUUGAGUUUGUAUUAAUACUGAUGCAAUGAUUAGAAUACCAGUGUCAGUAAUUGAUUUUUCUUGUUUGAUUAGAAUUCCUAGUCUACAUUUUUUCCUAACUUCUUGGAUUUGUGAUUUAUCUUUUGGGAGCUGAGCUUGUGCUUAAGAGGGCAGAUGAAUGUGGUCUCAGCUGGUCCCAAGAACUGCUUCUUGUAUUUGUAUUGUUUUGUCCUAAGAAAUGGAGCCAUCUUAAAAAUAAAAUGGAAGAACUCAAA